Molecule: messenger RNA, 2146 nt
Organism: Camelina sativa (false flax)
Lineage: Eukaryota; Viridiplantae; Streptophyta; Magnoliopsida; Brassicales; Brassicaceae
Source: RefSeq, a predicted model, not a curated record
GUGACUCGCCGUCGUAUGGCACCGUUUAAUAUUCUCUCCGAAAGCCCCGGAGCGGCUAAGACAGCGGCGUUUCACUCUCUCUACACCGCCUGAAUCUCAAAUUUUUAAACUCUUCUCUGAAUUUGUUAUGCGCUUGCUUCCGUCUUCAAAGCCUCUGUAUGCAAUUAUGAAUGUGUAGAUUCACACUCUGAAUGUGGAUUGAAACUGGUGAACUCUAAUGAGGUGUUUGCCAAAUCCCGCAAAGAUUCUACCUUUAGCGUUUAAAUCGGCUUUGCUACCUUUGUCUCAAAGGUGGCUCUGUAAAGUUUCUCCCAAGCCAUCCUCAUUGGCAAACAUCUUCAACAUUUCAAUAUCAACCAUGGCAAGUACUCCCAAUGGAAAUGUGAUCAUGGCUUCAAAGCUUCAGAGAACUUACCAAGUUGUGGUAGCUGCAACCAAGGAUAUGGGUAUUGGUAAAGACGGAAAACUUCCCUGGAAUUUGCCUACCGACCUCAAAUUCUUCAAGGAUUUAACUCUAACCACUUCGGAUUCCGCUAAAAAGAACGCUGUUGUAAUGGGUAGGAAAACGUGGGAGUCUAUUCCCUCAAAGUAUAGGCCACUCCCUGGUCGCCUCAACGUUGUCUUAACUCGCUCUAGCGGUUCCAGUAUAGCCGUCAAUGAGAAUGUUGUAACUUGCAGUAGCAUUGAUUCUGCGCUAGAUUUAUUAGCUGCACCUCCAUAUAGUCUGUCCAUUGAUAAGGUUUUUGUAAUAGGAGGUGGUGACAUAUUGAGGGAGUCGUUGAAUAGACCGCGCUGUGAAGCCAUCCACUUAACUGAGAUUGAUACAAGUAUUGACUGUGAUACAUUUAUUCCCCCGGUUGACACUUCUGCAUAUCAACCUUGGUGUUCGUCGUUUCCAGUAUGUGAAAAUGGACUUCGGUUUUCCUUCACGACUUAUGUUCGUGUAAAUAAUUCUUCUGCUGGUGAAUCUUCUGAUGAACGUGCUGAAUCACAAUCCCUUCAAGUUGACUGGAAGAAGUUUUCAUCUUUUCUCCCUAGGAUGAUUUUUGACCGGCAUGAGGAACUCCUUUACUUGAAUCUGGUCAAGGAGAUAAUCUCAAAUGGAAACUUAAAGAACGAUAGGACAGGGACUGGCACAUUAUCUAAAUUUGGCUGUCAGAUGAAAUUCAACUUGCGCAGGAAUUUUCCACUUCUGACGACUAAGAGAGUUUUUUGGAGAGGUGUUGUUGAGGAAUUUCUGUGGUUCAUAAGUGGUUCAACGAAUGCAAAGUGGCAGGUACUUCAAGAAAAGGGUAUCCGUAUAUGGGAUGGAAAUGCGUCGAGAGCCUAUCUUGAUGGUAGUGGACUGACUGAGAGAGAGGAAGGUGACCUUGGACCCGUUUAUGGAUUUCAAUGGAGACACUUUGGUGCCAAGUACACAGAUAUGCAUGCUGAUUAUACUGGCCAAGGAUUUGAUCAGCUCUUAGAUGUAAUUAACAAGAUCAAGAAUAAUCCUGAUGAUCGACGAAUCAUAAUGUCGGCUUGGAAUCCUCCUGAUCUGAAGUUGAUGGCACUUCCUCCAUGCCACAUGUUUGCACAGUUUUAUGUUGCAAAUGGAGAACUUUCAUGUCAAAUGUAUCAGCGCUCAGCCGAUAUGGGUCUCGGUGUACCGUUUAACAUUGCCUCAUACUCCCUUCUUACAUGCAUUCUCGCUCACAUCUGUGAUCUUGUUCCUGGUGAUUUUAUCCAUGUGAUUGGAGAUGCUCACGUUUACAAAAACCAUGUCAAGCCUCUGCAAGAGCAACUUGAGAACCCACCAAAACCUUUUCCUGUUUUGAAGAUAAAUCCGGAGAAGAAACAUAUAGAUUCUUUUGUUGCGGAUGACUUUGAGCUCGUUGGCUAUGAUCCUCACCAGAAAAUAGAUAUGAAAAUGGCGGUUUAGCCCCCUAAUUUUCUGGUGCUAUUCACUUAUUCAGUCAGAACUUUCGUGGUUAGUAUCGAAUUAGUUUUCUUUUUACUAAGUGGAGGCUCAAAUCGUUUAGAAUUUUAUCCUGAACAAAGUAAGUUGGAAUUAAAACUCAAGAAAAAAUCCUUUCAUGAACAACUGAAUAUUUUCAUGAGAUAAUUAACUUUUUAAAUUUUGCUAACACGAAACUUGAUUCUUCUA